ACUGACAAGAUGGAAUGCACACUCUUUCCAUAUCUGGUCAUUAUAUAUGUGUUCCGAGGUGUGGCUGGAAACCAUAAGGGGUGGGAGCUGACCUACUCCCCGAGUCGGGAUCUCUGUGUCUUAAGAGGAUCAAAUUUGACCAUGAUGUGCGACUACGUUUACCCGGCCAACCUCAGCGUCAGGAGUGCCUUCUGGACAGUGCAGGAGUACGGUGACCAGCCUGUCACUGAGGACUCUAGGUACGAGGGCAGGGCGAGCGUGGACUGUGGGGACAUGAGCCACCAGUGCACUCUCCGCUUGGUCAACGUGACUACAGCGGACACGCAGCACAAGUACUACUGCAGGGUGAUCACCCAGCAGCAGAAGCAGAAGUGGACGGGAAGGCCGGGAGUGAAACUGACGCUGACUGAUCUCCAGGUGCGAACCCCUGGCCACCUGAGAGAGGGAAAGGCUGUGAAUCUGACCUGCUUCAGUAACUGCACUCUGAGUGGCAGCGACAAGUUUGUCUGGCAGAAGAAUGGCGUGAAGGUAAUCAACACGAACCAUCAGACGCUCCGUCUAACCUCCCUCACCAACAAUGAUGAGGGCAGGUACACCUGUGCUGUCGAUGGCUAUGAGGAUCGGCAAUCCCCACCACUGCAGAUCAGCAUUGCUUAUCCUCCAAAGGAUGUGUUGGUUUUUGUGUGCCCUUCGGGUGCAAUUCUCAAAGGAAGUUCAGUGACGUUGGCCUGCAUCAGCGACGCCAAUCCACCAGUGGACAUCUACACCUGGUUCAAGAAGAACAUAAACCAUUCACUAGGAUCAGGACACCAGUACAGCAUCAAAAACGCCAACUUCGACGUAACUGGUCAAUACUACUGUGAGGCAAAGAAUGCACUUGGAGCUGAGACAUCGACCGACAUGUUCAUAAAAACAGAAGAUGAAUGCAGUUGUCUAAUGACUGUCUCAGUGGGAACUUCUGUGGUCUCUGGAGUUGUGAUGCUCUUCAGUUGUGUCUUCUUCAUGAUCAGCCGCUGGUGGAAAAGAAAGGAUGAUGAAUCUGAAGAAGACUCUGAUGAUGAGAAAGACAAGACAUCAGAGCCUGAGCAGGAGGAAAAUGACUACGGAAACUGUCGGUAUGGCAAUGCCAUCCAGCAUGAAGAAGAUGACUAUGGGAACUGUCAGUACGGCAACGCCGUCCAGAUGGAUUCAGUUCAGGAGGAUACCUAUGACACCGCGCAGGAUGAUGACAUUUACCAAAACGUGGACAGUAUCUCCAUGUGAUUGUCCACUCUUAGGGCUAUCUCACAGUCUACACAAACCAUUAAGAUGUAGCUGUAAAAGUAAGGUUCACACAAGCAUAUUGAAGAGCCCGUCGUAUUACAAACAUUCAAACAUUAUAUUUUUAGAAGCUAUGGAAACCCGUUUCCGCCACUUAGGGGAAAAACAACUGGCAAAUACAAAGUCAAAAUUACGAGAUACCAUAUCAAGUCAUAGUUAUGAGAUAGAAAGUCAUAUUUUUGAGAUAAAGAGUCAAAAUUAUGAGAUAGAAAGUCGAAAUUAUGACACAAAAAGUCACAAUUAUGAGAUACUUACCUGUAUGUAUGUACUGUAUGUACAUGUAUGUAUGUAUGUAAGCUACACAUUUGAUGUCUUACAGGAUUUGAUGCAUUGUAUGUCUGUGUACGUAGACUACAGAGGAUUUCAUAGAUAGAUAUAUACUGUAUACUUUAUUCUUUUAUUCUUUAUUCAUUUAUUUAUUAUAAUGUCUGAUAAACACAACCAAGAAGAAAACCGAAUAGUAUUUUUAUUUGAAAUUAUAAUCAGAGGUUCAUUUUCAAGUUCAAUCUCACUCUUAUCAGUAGGCAUUACACUGGCCAUCAAGUCUUUUCCUGCUCAAUUUGUGGCUCUCGGCCGCACUUCACAUGCUCUACAGGAGCAUAGUCUGAGGUUGUCUUUUUUUUCCUCCUCCCCUUUCCUCAUGUUAUGCUGUACUUGUACUUCCUAUCUGCUCUCCUGUCCCGUCUACCCCCUCUUAUCAUACUUAUAUACGAUACAAUAUAUAAUAUUAUAUAUACUUAUACAUAUCUUGAAUUUCCCCUUGGGGAUCAAUAAAGUAUCUAUCUAUCUAUCUAUGUAUGGACAGGUUGGUCUAAAUCUCAUUGUACUUGUAUCUUGUGUUCUUGUAUAAUACCUGUUCAAUAAAGGC
Messenger RNA from Sardina pilchardus (European sardine), 2188 nucleotides. RefSeq names its product B-cell receptor CD22-like. NCBI's taxonomy places the organism in Eukaryota, Metazoa, Chordata, Actinopteri, Clupeiformes, Clupeidae. Bases 10 to 1263 code for a protein of 417 amino acids. The transcript is spliced from 8 exons. The record is from RefSeq and is a predicted model, not a curated record.